Messenger RNA from Hymenoscyphus albidus, 3613 nucleotides. The record is from the annotation of a GenBank genome assembly. Lineage: Eukaryota; Fungi; Ascomycota; Leotiomycetes; Helotiales; Helotiaceae.
AUGGCGACUUCAGCAGCCACCAGCUUUUUGAGCCGGGGUUCUUCGGGAAACAACUCGAAUAUGCGCGGAUUGGUACAAUUUAUUGCGGAUUUACGAAACGCACGAGCAAGGGAACUCGAGGAGAAGAGAAUCAAUAAGGAAUUGGCAAAUAUAAGGUAUGCGGUUACACAUACAUCGGACGAUGCGAGGAAUUAGAGCGAGGCUGACAAACAAUUCAGACAGAAAUUCAAAGGUAUACACGAAAGGCGCAUUUCUUGAUGGGUUUGCAAGGUUGUCUACUGACUGUCAUUGCAGACGGUAGUCUCAGCGGAUACCACAAGAAGAAAUAUGUCUGCAAGGUAAAACCCUCGCUCUUGUACUGGAACUACAUCUAACAUACGGAAGCUUUUGUACAUAUACAUUUUGGGGUGGAACGUAGACUUUGGCCAUCUCGAGGCUGUGAACCUUAUCUCCGCGAACAAAUACUCCGAGAAACAGAUCGGCUACCUUGCAAUGACCCUUUUCCUACACGAAUCACACGAACUCUUACAUCUCGUAGUAAACAGCAUACGGAAAGAUCUUACGGAUCAUAAUGAGCUGUUCAAUUGUUUAGCCUUGCACGCGAUUGCCAAUGUUGGAAGUAGGGAAAUGGGAGAAGCAUUAAGCGGCGAAGUUCACAGAUUACUAAUAUCCCCGUAAGUUGGAUGCUACUUGUAGAUGAACAACUUAAGACUGACUUUUUACGAGGACAUCGAAACCAUUCGUAAAGAAGAAGGCUGCCCUGACGCUAUUGCGGCUAUACAGAAAACACCCCGAUAUUGUUCAACCACAAUGGGCCGAACGAAUAAUAGCUUUGAUGGACGAUGUAGAUAUGGGUGUUGCUCUAUCUGUCACGUCUUUGGUCAUGGCCCUUGCUCAGGACAACCCCGAACAAUACAAGGGUAGUUACGUGAAGGCGGCUUCCCGGAUGAAGCGAAUCUUGGUAGACGGAGAGUUUGCACCUGACUAUCUAUAUUAUAAGGUGCCGUGCCCUUGGAUACAAGUGAAAAUGCUCCGACUACUGCAAUAUUUCCCACCAUCAGGUACGUUCCCCGAGGAUUAAUGGUAUGCCUGAGACUAAACCAACUUCAGAGGAUACACAUGUUCGAGACUUGAUUCGAGAAUCGUUGCAAAAAAUAUUGAAUUUAGCCUUGGAGAUGCCAAAAAAUGUCCAGCAAAAUAACGCUCAGAAUGCAGUCCUCUUCGAAGCGAUUAACCUCAUCAUUCAUCUUGACACGGAACAGGCGUUGAUGAGCCAGAUAUCAACGAGAUUGGGGAAAUUUAUACAGUCUCGUGAAACAAAUGUUCGCUACUUAGGAUUGGAGGCUAUGACACAUCUAGCAGCCCGAGCGGAAACACUUGAUCCUAUCAAACAACAUCAGUCAAUCAUUAUUGGGUCUCUGAAGGAUAGAGAUAUCAGUGUGCGGCGGAAGGGUCUUGACCUCCUAUACAGCAUGUGCGAUUCGACCAACGCGCAGCCUAUUGUGGGAGAACUUCUUCACUAUUUGCAAAAUGCUGACUUUGCCAUUCGAGAGGAGAUGGUACUCAAAAUUGCAAUUUUAACCGAGAAAUAUGCGACCGAUAUUCAGUGGUAUGUCGAUAUCUCUCUUCGUCUCAUCGCGAUGGCAGGAGAUCAUGUGAGCGAUGAAGUAUGGCAUCGAGUCAUCCAGAUUGUGACAAAUAACGAACAACUCCAAGUCUACGCAGCGCAGAAUAUUUUGCAGUAUGUCAAAGCGGAUCAUUGUCACGAGACAUUGGUGAAAAUAGGGGGUUACUUAUUAGGCGAAUUUGGCCAUCUAAUCGCCGAAGACAAGGGUUGCAGUCCGAUAGAACAGUUUCUCGCACUGCAAGGGAAACUACAAGGUUGUUCCUCAAGCACAAGAGCUAUUAUUCUUUCAUCGUUCAUCAAGUUCGUCAAUUUGUUUCCCGAGAUCAAACCCCGCCUCAUGUAUGUUUUCCAAGCAUACAGCCACACUUUGGAUUCCGAACUUCAACAAAGAGCAUGCGAAUAUCUUGCUCUCGCCAGCUUGCCUACAGAUGACCUUCUUCGAACAGUUUGUGAUGAGAUGCCCCCAUUCCCAGAAAGACAAUCUGCAUUGUUGUCUAGACUCCACCAAAAGCAUGCAAACACCAGCGAUAAACGGACAUGGAUUGUUGGUGGCAAAGAUGCAAAUGCCAAUGAGAAGGAUAUGGUCAAGAACCCGGGAUUAAAUCGAACUUUAAGCACCAAUGGGAAUGGGGUGCCCAACGGUGCGACAAAUGGUACCAACGGACAUGCAAAGGUUGCCAACGACCUUGCGGGUCUCGAUAUGAUGGAUGCUGGACCUUCUGAGCCUAAGACACUCAAACAACCAAAUUUGGCGUCAACUGCUCAUCUUUCACCUGGCUGGGAAAUCGGAUACAAUAAGCUGCUUCUCAAGGGAGAGGGGAUUCUCUAUGAAGAUGGCCAGAUCCAGGUUGGUGUUCGAUCAGAAUAUCGAGGACAGAUGGCAUGUGUCAUUUUAUAUUUCUCGAAUAAAGCACCAGUUGCUGUCAGCUCUUUCACAACCACACUGGACCUCGACGCUUCAGAGAAAGGGAAUUUGACUUGGGAAGUCAAAGGUUUACCAGAGAGCACAAUCAGCCAGGGAUCUCAAAGUCAGCAGAUGAUCAUGUUCACUGCUCAAAAUGUCUUUGAUAAAUCGCCUACUAUCCGAAUAAGUUACCUCGCUGGAGCUUUGCAGGCUCUCACCUUAAAACUUCCCGUGACGAUCCACAAAUUUAUGGACGCGGCAGAGUUGACGGCCGAAGACUUCUUCAAGCGAUGGAACCAAAUCGGCGGUGCCCCACGAGAAGAACAACGGGUUUUCGGUAUCAAGGGUUCGAAUCGCGAGUUCAACGAUUCAUUCAUACGGAAAACCGUUCAGGGAUUCCGAUGGGGAGUUCUGGAUGGAGUUGAUAAAAACCAAAAGAAUUUUGUUGGGGCCAGUGUUCUUCACAUUGGUGGAGGUCGAAAAUUUGGCUGCUUGCUGAGGCUGGAACCCAAUUAUGCAAAACAGGUAUGAUGCUCUCUUUGUACAGUCUGUGCCCAACACGUUUACUGAUAACGAUUAGAUGAUCCGUCUCACAAUUCGAGCAACGGAUGAGAGUGUCCCUGCGACCAUGAUCAACCUUAUGGAGCAGAGGUUAGCGGUUGGCCAAUCUACGCAACCCGAAGUAUUUCAGCCCCCAACUAUGAGGGAAAUGUCCAAUGUGUUUGGUAAUGUCCUUGUUACGUGAUGAGCUUGGGUAACGAGUAGUUGGUUCUUUAUCUUUCCUUGGCCAGUGAGGAUAGUUAAAAGGUCUUGGAGUGCAAGCUGAGCGUGCUAGAACAUAGCUACAGGGUUUGGAAUGACAAUUAGCGGGGAUGGAUGUGAAGUCUAGGUAGUAUUGAUUUCAUUGCGGUUUUUCUCUCUUUUUCUAUUCUCUUCUGGAGCUCCUUGUAGUCUAUUGGUUGCAUGUGGGAAUGCGAAAUGGGAUGGUGGAAGAUGAUUUUCUCGUACAUAGUUGCUGCAGCAUUUUCAAACGGAGUUCAUCUGGAUUCAUAGCAUACCUAAUUAAAACUUUGAUUGCCAUA